This is a messenger RNA of Nannizzia gypsea CBS 118893, 1962 nucleotides long. Its product is annotated as nucleolar GTP-binding protein 1. Gene Ontology annotation, biological process: ribosomal large subunit biogenesis. NCBI's taxonomy places the organism in Eukaryota, Fungi, Ascomycota, Eurotiomycetes, Onygenales, Arthrodermataceae. Gene Ontology annotation, molecular function: RNA binding; GTP binding; GTPase activity. Gene Ontology annotation, cellular component: nucleolus. The transcript is spliced from 5 exons. The record is from RefSeq and is a predicted model, not a curated record. The coding region runs from base 1 to 1962 and encodes 653 amino acids.
AUGAAGACCACCUGGAAGGAUAUCCAGCCGGUGCCAACGCAUCAGGAGUUUCUCGAUAUUGUCCUGAGUCGAACCCAGAGACGGCUGCCAACACAGAUUCGUGCUGGAUUCAAGAUUAGUCGUAUCAGAGCGUUCUAUACACGAAAGGUCAAAUUCACCUCUGAGACUUUCUGUGAGAAGUUUUCAGCAAUUCUCGAAGGAUUCCCAAGACUACAGGAUGUCCAUCCAUUCCAUAAGGAUCUUUUGAACACCUUGUACGAUGCCGACCAUUUCAGAAUUGCACUCGGCCAACUGUCGACUGCCAAACGCCUUGUUGAGACCGUUUCCCGUGAUUAUGUUCGCCUUCUCAAAUAUGCACAGUCUCUUUUCCAGUGCAAGCAGUUGAAAAGAGCCGCUCUUGGUCGUAUGGCGACUAUCUGCAAGCGUUUGAAGGAUCCGCUGCUCUAUCUUGAGCAAGUUCGUCAGCAUCUAGGUCGUCUUCCCGCAAUUGAUCCCAAUACUCGAACUCUUCUUAUUUGCGGAUAUCCAAACGUUGGUAAAUCUAGCUUCUUGAGAAGUGUCACGAAAGCGGAUGUAGAUGUUCAGCCAUAUGCUUUCACCACUAAAAGCUUGUUUGUUGGACAUUUCGACUACAAAUAUCUUCGUUUCCAGGCCAUCGACACCCCGGGAAUUCUCGACCAUCCUCUUGAAGAAAUGAACACCAUCGAAAUGCAGUCGAUCACAGCUAUUGCCCACUUGAGGUCUGCCAUUUUGUACUUUAUGGAUCUUUCGGAACAGUGCGGAUACUCGGUUAUGGAUCAGCUUAAGCUUUUUAACAGCAUCAAGCCGCUUUUCUCCAACAAGCUUGUUUUCAUCGUCAUCAACAAGAUCGACGUUAUGCGCCCCGAAGAUCUUGAUCCAGAGACUCAGGAACAACUACAGGCCGUUCUGAAGUCAGCCGGCGUGGAGAUGUUGCAACUUUCAUGCGCUACGACGGAGGGAGUCACUGCUGUGAAAAAUGCGGCUUGCGACAGGCUUAUCGCAGAAAGAGUUGCUCAGAAGCUGAACACUGGAGCGAACAGCUCAGGAACGCCAUCAGGACGAUUGGGCGAUGUCCUGGCUCGUAUUCACGUCGCUCAACCCAUUGGUGGUGUUCGGGAGUCCUUCAUCCCUGACGCCGUCAAAGACCUCAAGAAAUAUGAUAAAAGUGAUCCGAACAGACGCAAACUUGCCAGAGAUAUUGAAGAAGAGAACGGCGGUGCUGGCGUUUAUAGCGCUAAUGUGAAGGAUAGCUACCUUCUCGCUGACGAUGAGUGGAAGAACGAUAAAAUGCCUGAAUUAUGGGAAGGAAAGAACAUCUAUGACUAUGUUGAUCCCGAUAUUGAAGAGAAACUGGCACAGUUGGAAGAAGAAGAGGAGAAGCUAGAAGCAGAGGGAUACUACGACUCUGAUGAAUCUGUGGAAGAUGCCGACGAGGCUGAAAUUCGCAUGAAAGCAGACCUGAUUAGAGACAAACGGGCCCUGAUAAUGAACGAGUCGAAGAUGAGGAAAUCCCUCAAGAACCGCGCACUUAUUCCGCGAAGCUCACGAAGCAAGAAGCUAUCGGACAUGGAGAAGCAUCUCGACUCGAUCGGAUAUGACGCAACUUCUUCCUCUGCGCGAGCCAAGACCCAAGCACAACCUCGUGGCCGCAGCACCACCAGGGACGAGCCGGAUGCCAUGGACGUCGAUACCCCAGAGUCACAACAUGAUGCACUCCGACGAGCUGUCAGCCGUGCACGAAGCCAGGCAGCUACCAAUCGCCGUGUGGACGGUGUUACUAGCUUGACACGAAGGUCUGAUGCAGAAAAACUCAUGAAGCUCGGCCAGAAGAAAAUGAACCGUAUGGCCAGACAGGGAGAGGCAGACAGACACACCCCUGCUUCUCUGCCAAAGCAUUUGUUUACUGGCAAGCGUUCCAUCGGCAAGACCCAGCGACGUUAA